Molecule: messenger RNA, 1647 nt
Organism: Grammomys surdaster
Lineage: Eukaryota; Metazoa; Chordata; Mammalia; Rodentia; Muridae
Gene: Cd247
Product: CD247 molecule
Exons: 8
Coding region: 143-637 (164 amino acids)
Biological process (GO): cell surface receptor signaling pathway
Cellular component (GO): membrane
Molecular function (GO): transmembrane signaling receptor activity
Source: RefSeq, a predicted model, not a curated record
CUCAGAGACCCACAGUCCUCCACUUCCUGGGGUGUCAGCCACAGAACAAAGCCAGCAGAGACUCCUUCAGCACCUCCCUUUCUCCUCGUCCACCCAGGCAUAGCUGCCUCUGCCUCUGGGCAACAUCCCUGGGCAGCAGAAGAUGAAGUGGAAAUCGUCUGUUCUUGCCUGCAUCCUUCACGCGCAGUUCCCAGGAGCAGAGGCACAGAGCUUUGGUCUGCUGGAUCCCAAACUCUGCUACCUGCUAGAUGGCAUCCUCUUCAUCUACGGAGUCAUCGUCACAGCCCUGUACCUGAGAGCAAAAUUCAGCAGGAGUGGAGAUGCUGCUGUUUACCUGCAGGACCCCAACCAGCUCUACAAUGAGCUCAAUCUAGGGCGAAGAGAGGAAUAUGACGUCUUGGACAAGAAGCGUGCUCGGGAUCCCGAGAUGGGGGGCAAACAGCAGAGGAGAAGGAAUCCCCAGGAAGGCGUGUACAAUGCACUGCAGAAAGACAAGAUGGCAGAGGCCUACAGUGAGAUUGGCACGAAAGGCGAGAGGCGGAGGGGCAAGGGGCAUGAUGGCCUUUACCAGGGUCUCAGCACGGCCACCAAGGACACCUAUGAUGCCCUGCAUAUGCAGACCCUGCCCCCUCGCUAACAGGCAGGGUGGAGUUCCCACUCACAGGCUUCACCGACUGAUGUCACGUGUGAAGGACAGAGGACAAAGCAUUCACAACUCAGUCUGUUAAUUUUACAGCCACCGUUUCAUGAAGAGGAUGUUCCUUCCCCUUGCCACAUUUGUCUUCUCUAGUUCCAAAGCACUGAACACAGAAUGUCAUCCCUGGACUCUCUAAAGGCAGAGCUCCCCUUGCUCUCACACCCCAGCCCUGUUUUUGGAUCUUCUGUCAGGCCUCUCUCCCUGCAGAGGCCAGCCCUAGCCAGAAGUUGGGGUGGGACACUAACACACUCCCUCCUGCAGCUAGCUGAGUUCAGUUUGUUUUGUAAAGUCCCCAGAGAAGCCCCGGGUAGUGUGUGUAUUGUUCCAUCGGUAUAGACUCGCUUCUCUCCUGCUGUAAAUUUGGCUUCUGUUGUCAUACUUCCCAGUGUCAAGGUAACAUUUAAUUAGGCCACAUUGUGAAAGGCAGAGAGGCAGGUAUGAGGCAGCCCAGGCAAGUGUCAGCCAGAGGUGGCUCAAAGAAGGGAAGCAACAUGCAAGGAAGGUUCCUAGCCCAGGGGAACAGUGACAAGGGGCCUCUUACCACCAAGAGUGCCAUCCGCAUCUCCCAACCAUUGUGCCAGGCACCCCAGGAGUGUUAAGAUGUCUUGCCUUCAUGGAGAGCAUGAUUUUAGAGUACAAAUAAUUUGUGUACAAACUGGCACAGAAAAUAGAAUGUGUCAUUACCACCAAUGACAAGGGGGUGAGAGAAAAGGGAGCAAGUCCUGCCUUCUUCUAUGAACUCUGUUCAUCUUGUUGAGUGGCAGGAAGACCCAGACCACCCAAGUCUGCAGUGCUCCCACUGUAAUGGCACAAUGACAAUCACUUAGUGGAUGGCAACGCCAUUGUGUAAUUAAAGUGCCUGUGACCAUGGAUGGGGGACCCUCUGACCUCUUGGGUUUUAAUUUAUACUGGCUUGCUAUUUUGCAUAAUAAAUGCUUUGCUAAAAGUGA